AGAUUCUCCAGAAGAAAAAAAAGAAAACGAACAACGAAGGAUAAAAAGGAAAAGCGACGGAGAGGCCAAGAGGAGGAGGAGAAGCCACCACAUUGCCUUGGGUUUCUCCGCCUCUUCAUCCUUAUCAGGAAUUGUCGUUUUCUAAUUUGAUCUGACGUGUAAUGGCGGCGGUCUCGUGCUCCACGGCUAGCUCUAGCGGUGGAUGUGGAUUGAGGAGGUCUCAACUAAAGACAUGUGCAUUCACCUCUCUUAAUUUCAGCAGAACUGGGCCAAACUCUCAGAGUGACAGAUUAAGUAUGGCAAUGGUACAUGGCAACCGUAAGGCAAGGGGAACAACAACUAUACGUAUGGCAUUAGUCGACGAAAGACAAUCCACGUGCCAAAAUAUUGUCGACCCUCCCCGGAUCCUGGCGUACGAUCUUGUUCAAGGGGCCCUUGUGAAGUGGAGAUGGAAGGAGGACAAGUCUGUUCCAGAUACACCUACUGCUCUUCUUCUACAUGGAAUUUUAGGCUGCGGCAAAAACUGGGGCACUUUUGCUCGAAGAUUGGCUCAUGAGUUCCCAACUUGGCAGUUUCUCAUGGUAGACUUGCGUUGCCAUGGUGAUUCAGCGUCUCUCAAGAAGAGAGGUCCACAUUCUGUUGCUACAACUGCUUCUGAUGUUCUAAAACUUGUUUCUCAGUUGAAGUUAACACCUCGGGUCCUUGUUGGUCACAGCUUUGGAGGGAAAGUUGUUUUAAGCAUGGUGGAGCAAGCAGCUAAGCCUCUUCCUCGUCCAGUCCGAGCUUGGGUGUUGGAUGCCACUCCUGGAAAGGUUCGUGCAGGAGGAGAUAGAGAGGAUCAUCCUCGAGAGCUUAUAUCAUUUCUACGUACAUUGCCUACAGUGGUAUUAUAUUAUAAUAUCCAUUCACUCAGCAAUGGUUGUUCAACUGAAACAAUCUUGGUGUGUCGUGUGCAGUGGGUUAUUACCAAUCUUAGACCUACUGGACCAUCGUGCUCUAGCUUCUCGUGGACAUUUGACUUGGACGGGAUCUCUCAACUUUAUCAGUCCUACGAAGACACAAAUCUAUGGUAAACCUCCGUUUGUUUUAGUGGGACCAAACUUGUGUUAUACUUUGCCUAUCUAUAUUCUAUACUCAAACUGGUAAAAUAUUGCUUUUCACAAAAUAAAAAAGGAACUUUGUUGAGAACCUGCCAAGAGGAGUACACGUGAAUUUUCUUAAAGCGGAAAGAAGCUUGCACCGUUGGGCACUAGAAGACCUUCAACGGAUCCACGCCGCUGAAGAGCUCGCCUCUGAAGAAGGAGGCGGCGUAGAAAUGCAUGUCCUUGAAGAUGCCGGUCACUGGGUUCAUACCGAUAACCCGGAUGGCCUCUUCAGGAUCUUGUCAUCUUCAUUUCAGGUUCUCAGAGCCUAGAGGUGCGAAACGGUUUAGGUUAUGCCUUUUUGUUGUUUGAUAUAUACUUGUGGAGAAGUUGUCUUAAGUACGUCUGACAGAUACGAUAUCUUAUACACCAACAUCGUGUCCGUGUAAUGUUUUGGGUGACGUGAAUAACAAGAUAAAACAUAAAGCUGAAUUAUUAUCCGCUUGUUCUUGAUUGUAUGUCAUUUACGUUGCCUUAUUCAGCGGAGAAAGUUAUGAAGGAGGAAAGUCUCAUAUAUUCCUCCCGCCUAAAAAAAUUACUUGUAUGUAUUCGGUUUCGAAGAAACGAUACAGAAAACAAGUGAGGGUAUUCUUCUUCUUCAAACGAUGGAGAAAAAGUAGGAAGUGAGGGUUA
Messenger RNA from Eruca vesicaria subsp. sativa (arugula), 1775 nucleotides. Lineage: Eukaryota; Viridiplantae; Streptophyta; Magnoliopsida; Brassicales; Brassicaceae. The record is from the annotation of a GenBank genome assembly.